Molecule: messenger RNA, 3034 nt
Organism: Gigantopelta aegis
Lineage: Eukaryota; Metazoa; Mollusca; Gastropoda; Neomphalida; Peltospiridae
Exons: 3
Coding region: 31-1422 (463 amino acids)
Biological process (GO): TRAIL-activated apoptotic signaling pathway; positive regulation of extrinsic apoptotic signaling pathway
Cellular component (GO): cytoplasm; CD95 death-inducing signaling complex
Molecular function (GO): caspase binding; death receptor binding
Source: RefSeq, a predicted model, not a curated record
AACAAACAUGUAUCUUCAGUAUGUGUGAAAAUGUAUAAACGCGACAAAGUGAUCAAGUUGCGAGAUACUUUGGCAUCAUCAGAAAGAAUCAAUUAUUUUUUGUUUCUGCUGCGGUACUCGGGGGCCGAAAUGGAUGAUGACGAACUGUUGAAAACGUAUCAUAUCGGCCCAGAUGACUCCAUUGAUAUGGUGAUCUGUAUAAAUCGUGUGGAAGUCGGAGUCGUAUAUUCAGGAAAACGACGGUGGAUUGUUGUAGAUUAUGCAUGCAAGACCACCGUGUUGGAGAUGAAGAUUUUCCUGUCGAAAGUUAUCAAAAUGAGUAGUUGCGAAAUGAACCUCAUUUUUGACGGAAAUUCUUUGGACAACGUGCACACCCUUGCAAAAGCAGGCAUAAAGCGUUGCGAUACAGUCAUCGUGUGCAGAUUGUCGCAGCCUGAAACGAAGUAUCGCGGUGGGAUCUACUCGAUAUUCUCUUUUGAUGAACUGGGUCAAGGACAGAGGGAACGAAAAGCUAUAUUAUUCUAUGGAAAAAGACUAUUACUUGAAGAUGAUGCCCAAGAGGAUUCUAUGCUAGAGAGUCCACAGAAGUUUGAUGAAAGAGAAACUAUCCCCAAGGGAAUACGAUUAACGGAUGUCCAUCAAACAAAUAUAUUUAAAGAUGGAUUCAAGAUGAAAAAUGAUAUGCAGUGCAUGGGUGAAAGCAUGUCUUCAUCCACAGAAGCCGCCGUGCAGACCCAGUCUGAAAUGUUGGUGCAGCACAUUUCGAAAAGUAUCAGCGAAACCGAAAAGUUCGCACUCAUUUCAAAUACUACUCCUGAAGACGGAAACCUUGAAACCGAAACCCAGAAUUCUGCAUGUACCACAUUGAUGCAAAAAACCAUACAGACAGUGACGGAUUCAACAAUGGCGGAUAACCCAGCCAGUCAGGUAGUGGCUGUGCAGAGUUUUUAUCAGAAAGAGAUAGUAAGAACUGUUGACGGCAGAGUUAUAAAUGCCGAGUCACAUGCAUACCAUAAAAGUAUUUCCAGUACGGACUUGGCAGAACUAUCGGCGUCAGGAAAUAAAGACCCUUCAUUUCAAGCCUUCUCCAAAAUGACAUCAACAAGCACAAAUACGUCACACGGGUUAAUGCCAUAUAAAGGCGAACUUUUGGCAGUUUUUCAAAAGGUCUCCGCAGAACUUGGGUCUAACUGGCAGCGUCUAGCGCUGGCUCUGGGAUUGUUGGCGAAGGAUAUCGAUCACUGUGUGAAUCGUCAUCAUGUUGAUUUACAGAUGCAAGCUUAUGAAAUGUUCUCCGUUUGGGAACGAAAGGAAGGAACGUUGGCAACUAAAGAAGCACUUAUUCGAGGUUUAAAAGAGUGUCAAUUAAAUUCAAUUGCUGAAACACUAGAAGAAGGUAACUUUACUGAAACUAAUAACUAGGCGAGUUUCGUUUCAUGUAUCACCUGUGGUUAGCGAUGGGGGUUGUUUUGUUUAACGGAAUCUAUAAAGAACAUAGAUUUAUUAAUCACUGGUAAUUCUGACAAGGGAUCUUUUAUAUGCGCCAUCCACAAGCAGGACAGCACAUACUAUGGUAUUCGAUAUACAGUGCUUCAUUGAUCCACUUGACUUGACUUGACUAGGAAUUUAACGUGUCCAUAUACCUCUAUGGUUUCGAAUACGCCUAUCCAUAAGAUAAGAUCGGGGGUCUCACGGGGCAGGAAUCCAUUGAUCCACAUUGCAUCCAUCACAGACGUAUGCAGGAGUGGGCAAACAAAUGCCUGACUUCUCAUAUUUUGUCGAAUAUUUCAAAUAUGCAAAAACAUUGCAGCGUCAAUGUGCUUUCAUAUUUUUGCUGAUAAGUGUGUCUUUUAGAUGCAAAUAAUGAACUAACAAGUUCUAUAAUCUGUACUCUAGACGGUUAUCCGCAAUGGAGGAAGAUGCCUCACUUUUUGCGUACUUCUGCCCCAAGUUCAGUCAGCUAACGUUCACGAACUAUUUGAUAGGAUCCUGAAGUGGCCAUUUUGUUUACCGUGUAAUGUUGUGAUUGAUUGAUUGAAAACAUAUUUUAUUGUACAAAGAACAAAAGAAUCAGACACGUUUGACCACUUACGAAGCCCUCUUCUAUGUAAAUACAAUAUACGUGGCGAUUAUAUUACUUAACUGUAUAUUUAAAAUACAUUUAAACAGUGAAAGAUAAAUGUUACGAUUGAUGCAUGCCUUAAGAAAUGUCUUAUACAUGUUAUGAUUGGUGCAUGUCAUAACAAAUGUCUUAUAAAUGUUAUGAUUGAUGCGUUCCUCAACAAAUGUCGGAUAAAAGAUAUGAUCGGUGCGUUCCUCAACAAAUGUCAGAUAAACGUUAUGAUUGGUGCGUUCUGUAACAAAUGUGUUAUAAAAGUUAUGAUUGGUGCGUUCCAUAACAAAUGUCUUAUGAAAGUUAUGAUUGGUGCGUUCCAUAACAAAUGUCUUAUAAAAGUUAUGAUUGGUGCGUUCCAUAACAAAUGUCUUAUGAAAGUUAUGAUUGGUGCGUUCCAUAACAAAUGUCUUAUGAAAGUUAUGAUUGGUGCGUUCCAUAACAAAUGUCUUAUAAAAGUUAUGAUUGAUGCAUUCCAUAACAAAUGUCUUAUAAAUGUUAUGAUUGGUGCGUUCCAUAACAAAUGUCUUAUAAACGUUAUGAUUGUUGCGUGCCAUAACAAAACGUCUUACAAAAGUUAUGAUUGGUGCAUGUUUAGAUUUGCCAAACUAGUUAUGGGAAUGACAGUCCUACAGACGAAGUAGAAAGGGAGUGUCAUGUGUGGUGCGUGCGUGCGUGCGUGCAUGCGUGCGUGUGUGCCGUGUGUGUGUGUGUGUGUGAGGAACGGAAGGAAUGUGUUUUAUUUAACGACGCACUCAACACAUUUUAUUUACGGUUAUUUGACGUCGGACAUAUGGUUAAAGACAACACAUAUAACGAGAGGAAACCCGCUGCCGCCACGCAAUGAACUACUCUUUCAAUGGAUAGCAAUGGAUUUUUAUAUGCAGUAUCCCACAGACAGGAUAGUACAUAUCACGGCCU